AAUUUGAGCAUCGGGAUACAGGAGUAUUGGCUUAUAGCAAAACUAUGCCUCGACCGUUGACAUUUUUGCAACCCUACAUUGGCAGCAAAGCACUGAAUCCUCUGCAAUUGGGGGACAAUAGCUCUCAAUAGCACCCAGACAGACAGCUACUAGCUAGCUAGACAUACAGGAACACUUUCAGUCUUCAGCCACACUUGACUUCUUUUCGGUAACGCAGCAAACGGACGAAUAGAAUCGGUCCACGCACCGACAACUGGUAAACAGUAGCACUACAAGCACUGUAUUUUUUACAGUGGUAAAACAGUGGUAAAGAGAGUGCCUGCUCUUCACAGUCCUUUUCCAUUGCCUUCUAUACCGUCUAUUGCUCUUGUCGUCCACAAGUACUACAUGUAAUACAAAAUCGCCAUGCCCCACGACUUUUCCACAGUGAUUGGACAGCAAGUGCUCUGCAGGUUCUGUGGCAAGCGCAACCCUGCAACACCAGGCAUAAUUGCGCAAGUUGAUGACAUCGACGAGUGUCCCCAGAAUAGGCAAAAGUCGUUGUCAAAUGUGUUGACGGAGAUCGAACGCUUGAUUCCGUUGAUCAAUGUGUUGCCAGAGGUAGUUCGAGAGGUGGGGCUAUCGCGUAAAAGUCGACUGAACUGUUGGAAGAGAGAAUCAUUACGAACAAGCGGCAGCAAGCGCAAUGGAAGAUUCGAAAAAAGUAAUUAAGUUCUACAAACGUGCGAGUACAUCAGGGAAAAGUGUCAAGUGCCAGAUCCCGGAUGCAUACAUUCCAAAUUGCAAGGCAGAAGACGAAACCACCGGUAUCAUUGCUGCUCACAUUUGGAAGGCGUCAGCACGAGGACAUUUACUAGAAGAGUUUGGUCUAAGAACUGAAGAUGUAAACAGCCCAAGGAAUGGACUGUUUCUUACGAAGGGAAUUGAAGAUGCAUUUGAUAAUCAGCAAGUCUGUUUCCUUUACAACGUGCUGGGGACCGAACUUGUUCUGUGGGUUGCGGAUACUUCGAUCACGGAGAAGACAAUUGAUGGUUCUUGCAAGACGUUUUCUGAUGUCCAUCAAAAGCCCCUGCUCUGCCCUCGUGGGUGCAUGCCAUACCGGCGUCUGCUUGCUUGGCACGCAAGGCUGACAUUGGAACUAUGGUCAGAAACCGCAGACACUCAACACUACACAUCUGAGUACGACAACUCGCCAGGGAGAGAGCAUGCUGUCAUGUUCGUGGACCCGAUUGCUCGGGCAAUCAGUGAAAUGGUGGAGCCUGGGGAUGAUGUAUCGAUAAAUGAAACUUGUAGAUGGACGCUGAGUUCUUCUGAUGCAGCAACCAUGCUUCUUACAUCAGCUCUUUCAACUGACAAGCAAGACCAGGCAGCAGCAGUUUGGCUCAAGUAAUAUCCAAGUAACAGCCAACGUGGAUGACAACUUUUACCAUAGUUAGAAAGAAGCUAUAGGCCACGCCUUUUCUA
Seminavis robusta is the source of this 1464-nucleotide messenger RNA. Lineage: Eukaryota; Bacillariophyta; Bacillariophyceae; Naviculales; Naviculaceae. The record is from the annotation of a GenBank genome assembly.